Messenger RNA from Cucurbitaria berberidis CBS 394.84, 2100 nucleotides. RefSeq lists its product as uncharacterized. Gene Ontology annotation, molecular function: zinc ion binding; RNA polymerase II cis-regulatory region sequence-specific DNA binding; DNA-binding transcription factor activity, RNA polymerase II-specific. Gene Ontology annotation, biological process: DNA-templated transcription; positive regulation of transcription from RNA polymerase II promoter by galactose. Bases 1 to 2100 code for a protein of 699 amino acids. Gene Ontology annotation, cellular component: nucleus. The record is from RefSeq and is a predicted model, not a curated record. Lineage: Eukaryota; Fungi; Ascomycota; Dothideomycetes; Pleosporales; Cucurbitariaceae. The transcript has 3 exons.
AUGGUCACAAACUCGGAAUCUCCAGCUCGCCCAGAGAAGCGACGCCGGCUAGAGCGCGUUACGGCCGCUUGUGAUCUCUGUAAAAAGCGCAAAGUCAAAUGCGACGGAGCACAGCCAUGUGCUUAUUGCAGCCGAAAGAAUCGCGCAGCGACAUGUACAUUCGCCGCAUCUGGAGCCCGUGGCCAAGUACAAUCCGCUAGCCAAACUCCAGGUAGCCCGAGAGUAGUUGGUAGCGCAAACGCGCCACAUCAAUCACCGAGUCGCAAUGGUCGUACGGAGACUAGUGCGCCCGAGGGGCUUCACGAUACCGGGGCCUCGCUUUCACCUACUGCCAGUAGGGACGACCGUCAUGAAGACACAGUUGUGCCAUUGGAGGGGCGCAUUCUGAGUGACGCGCUAGGGAAGGGCAUCUUCAUUGGCGACUGCGCUCCGCUUUCAUUCUUACAGACUGUGAGAUAUCUUAUAGCGUCUGAGGUUGACCCAGAGGGGUUUCCAAUACAUGCUGUUCGGGACUCAAUCAUCGAGGUUGCCCCCAUAGAACUAGAGGACCAACAACACACUCCUUCAGUGAACCCAGACGAGAUUCAAACCCUCCUUGAACAAUAUGAUGUGGCCACUAGCGGACUUGUGGAUCUGUUUCAACACGAUGAAUUACUGAGCGAGAUGAAGACGUGGGCCAGUGGUCAUACAUCGCACUCAGAUGACGCCACAGCUGCAGUUUUCUAUCUCGUACUUGCAGUUGGUGCGCAAGAAAGCCGCGAAGAAAAGGCCGAAGCAUGGUUCAGGCAUGCGAAAGAACUUCUUCUCAAGCACAUGUGCAAUAGCAUGAAUGUGUCUACAGUACAGGGCUUCACCCUAGUGGCAAUAUUCAUGCUUCGAGCGUUCCAACCGAAUGGGGCAUAUCUGUAUUUCUCACUGGCAGCUCGUACUGCUUAUGCGAUCGGCAUCCACCGAACUGAAGUGAACGCUUCUUUUGGUGGGUCAAUAAGAAUAAUUCGAGAUCGCAUUUGGAAGAGCCUACGCGUAGUAGAUAUGCUGAUUAGCAGCGUAUUGGGCCGCCCACCGUCAACUUCAGAUGUGGACUGCACCGUCAAAUACUGUGUUGCAGAGACGGGAGGUCAAGCAGGUGUCAAAAUGUUGGACGCAAGCGUGCAGAUCUUCAUGAUCAUUGAACGCGUCGUAGUGGAAGUCUACUCACGCAAGCGCAUUUCUCUGCGGAUCGCCAACUACGUUUCCCGACAACUGAAAUCAUGGGCAUCAACUUGGCUGCAAGUCUUGACUGAAAUCACGACCAGUUCGAUCCAGGGUAGUUUCUCACAGGAAAAGGUUGUUGGUGCUUGUGCUACGCUGUGUUCUUACUACUAUGGCAUCAUGCUGCUGACACGUCCAUUCUUGAUAUACGACUUGUACGAGUACAUGGGUGCUUCUUUGAAAGGUGGCGGCUCGCAAAGCGACCAUCAGCACAAAAGGAAAUACGCAGACGCCGCGCUUGAUGCCGCUUCGUCAUUCGUGGAAACUCUAGAGGCUGUGAUCUACGCAGGGAAACUGCCACGAAGGAUGCCACUCAUAGUAUCUUGGCUCUUUACUACUUCACUUGUCCUGGCGGUUGGCGCUCUCGGUCGUUCAGGGCUUACUUUUGCGGACAACUGCAAAGCGUCAAUCCGCUGUCUGGAAUACUUCAGCGACGUCGAUCCGACUGCUCGACAAUACUCACUCAUUGUUCAGUCCUUACUCAAAACCACAACUGCACAUAUCAACAAAAGGGAGCAGCAUUUACGCUUGCAACGAAAACAAGCUUCAUCUCAGCUAUUCGGGCUUUUGUCUUCUAAUCCCGAAGUGAUGCGUCAUGAGCAGGAAAACGAUACAUCCGAGACAAUAGUCUCACAUGCGCCACGACCCGAUCUUUCCUCUACCUCAACUCCCUAUGAUUGGACUAUCUACGAUGCGGACUUCUUCGCCUUGCCAUGGUCGAACGAGAUUGAUCAAGGCCUACAAGAUUUUCUCCAACCUGGCACCCUGACCCUAGAUGGUGCGUCCAUCGCUGAUAUACCGCUUUUCCCCAUAUAUGACCAGCAAGUGGGUGGUGGCAGCUUCCUCUGA